Boleophthalmus pectinirostris (great blue-spotted mudskipper) is the source of this 1323-nucleotide messenger RNA. It is a transcript of the gene rasd2b, whose product is annotated as RASD family member 2b. The transcript is spliced from 2 exons. NCBI's taxonomy places the organism in Eukaryota, Metazoa, Chordata, Actinopteri, Gobiiformes, Gobiidae. Gene Ontology annotation, molecular function: GTP binding; GTPase activity. The record is from RefSeq and is a predicted model, not a curated record. Bases 164 to 1294 code for a protein of 376 amino acids.
UCAAGCGCAGGCCCCUCCCAAAACAAUAUCAGUCAUUCGUCUCACAGACUAUUUAAAGGGGAGAGACUACAGCACCAGCAGUCAGCGUCCACAGAGUCAUCAAAUCCACAUAGCCUAUUACACGGCUCAACCUGAGCUCAAGAUUCACCUCCACCAGCGCAGAAUGAUAGGAGUAGGUACAGUAGGUAUCCCCAGUGUUCAGACAUCAGCUCUACUAGAAAGUCAGCACUCUAACGAGCAGAAUGCGGGCUCAUCUAAACUUAUGUUGGCGUACAAAAGUGCCUUACAGCAUCUCGGCUCCGCGGGCAUUAAAACGGGUCUAGGAAUGCUCAAAAUAGUCUCAUCUCAAUGGAAAAAAGAGAAACAGACCUGCUUAGAUUCAGCACUGCGACUUCAGAAUGGCAACAACAGUCUCCAGUGCAAACGGUCUCCACUAGACCAUUUGGCUGCUCUGAUUCUUCAAAGCCAUGCGCAGCACAGACACAUUGCCCAAGAUCUCCGAGCAGAUUCCGCUGACUACAUAACAAAGCCACAGAACUGCAAGCGCAUAGUAGUUCUUGGUGCGCCACGCGUUGGCAAAACCUCCAUUUUAAGACGAUACCUUCGAGAUGGAUUUGUGGAAGAGUAUAAACCAACCUCUGAGGACUUUCUCCGAAAACUGUUCCGUAUACGCGGAGAGACUUACCAGAUUGACAUCUUAGAUGCGUCUAAGGAAAGAGACUUCCCCGCCAAACGAAGAUUAUCUAUCCUGACUGGAGACAUUUUCCUUCUGGUUUUCAGUGUAGAUGAUCACAGGUCUUUUGAAGAAGUGUGUGCUCUGCGAACUGAAAUACUCGCAGCAAAAUCCAAACAGCCAAAGUCGUGUUUAACAGAUCAGUGCGCACUUGUGCCCUUGGUGGUGUGCGCAAACAAAGUGGAUCUCCACGAGUCCGCGAGAAAGGUGUCUCCCACAGACAUUUAUCAAGAAUUUGGGAACGACUGUGCCUACUUUGAAACGUCCGCGAAAGACAGUACUAAUCUGGAGAAAGUCUUUGAAACACUCGCGAAGAGAGGUGGCCUCCCGGCAGAGACUGGUCCAUCCCAGCACCGCAAGGUCUCUCUCCGCUCAUAUCAAGCCAUGCGCGCAAGUCGUGCGCACUGGAAAGGGAACGCAGGGCCAGGGCGAGACGAUCCAUGCGGUGCGCUCUAUCCCUUGGCUCGUCGGCCUAGUUUCAGCACGGAUCUGAGACAUGUUAUUGGGCCGCAUACCACCGGGAAACACAACAAAGCACUUGAAAAAUGCCAGAUCCAAUGAGUUAUAAUGAAUAAAUGAAUAAAACCUCA